Molecule: messenger RNA, 735 nt
Organism: Acanthoscelides obtectus
Lineage: Eukaryota; Metazoa; Arthropoda; Insecta; Coleoptera; Chrysomelidae
Source: the annotation of a GenBank genome assembly
AUGAUGACGGACAUAGCGGUUGUGUACAAAGAAUACGAUUCAUUGAUCUUGAUUGCGUCUUUCACUCACCUGAUAGGAAGUCCUAUGAAGAGACCUACACUGGACAGAAUGUUCGCUUCGACGUCACAAAGAAAUGAUGAUGGUUUGCGGGCAUCUUACAAUAUCUCGUUACUUAUAGCAAAAUCCGGAAAACCGCAUACUAUCGGAGAGAAGAUAAUUUUGCCAGCCGUUGAAGAGGUUUUAAAAACUGUUUUACACAAACCUGCAUCUGAUAUCAUUAAAAGAAUUCCCUUAAGCAACAAUACUGUUGAAAGACGUAUUGAUGAAAUGAGUUCUGAUAUUGAAAGCAUCUUAUAUAAUUAUUCGCAAACGACCCAUUUCUCUAUACAACUGGACGAGUCAACUUUACCUGAUAAUGCAGCAUUAUUAUUGGCAUAUAUUCGUUUUAUUAUGAAUCAAGAAAUCUACGAGGAACUGCUCUUCACAAGAACUUUGAUAACCGACACUAAAGAUUUUGAAUCUAGGUUUGAGGAUAUUUUAACUAUGGUAAUACCACCGUGGAUAAUUAAUCCAUAUGGUGACAUAGAAGAAACGAAUGACAUAAUACAAGAGGAACUGACUGAACUAAGUACAAACGAAGAACUUAAGGUUGAGUUUAAAAACGGAUAUCAGCAAUUCUGGCUGCAAAACAACAUACCCGUUACGUAUCACCGAUGCGACUCUCCGACAGACUGA